Acaromyces ingoldii is the source of this 2533-nucleotide messenger RNA. RefSeq lists its product as hypothetical. The transcript is spliced from 3 exons. The record is from RefSeq and is a predicted model, not a curated record. Gene Ontology annotation, molecular function: zinc ion binding; transcription cis-regulatory region binding; DNA-binding transcription factor activity, RNA polymerase II-specific. Lineage: Eukaryota; Fungi; Basidiomycota; Exobasidiomycetes; Exobasidiales; Cryptobasidiaceae. Gene Ontology annotation, cellular component: nucleus. Bases 176 to 2533 code for a protein of 785 amino acids. Gene Ontology annotation, biological process: regulation of DNA-templated transcription; DNA-templated transcription.
UCUCUGCCUUCCUCUCCUCCCCAUCGGCUCACGAAUGUACAGCUGAGAGGACUCGUUUUCAGAUAGGACCGGAAACCUCUCCAUAGGUCUGCUUGCGGCGCUGCUAGUAGUUGUAGCAGCAGCAGCCGAAGCUGUAGUAUUUGUAGCGGCAGUAGCAGUAGCAGCAUAAGAAAGGAUGCCGCGAGUGCUUCCCCCGGCCACCGAGACGCGGCUCAUAUCGUGUCGCGCGUGUCGGGAAAGCAAGGUCAAGUGUUCCUUUGCGCCCGGUGACGGACCUCAGCAGCCCUGUCGACGAUGCGCUCGCAAAGGAUUCGAAUGCGAGAGGAGGAUCAGCAAGCGCCAUUUCGUGCCAAAGGACCUCCGGGGCGUGCGCACACCUCCCACAAUAUCUUCCACGCCCUCAUCUCCUCGACAAUCGCCCCAGCGCAAGUCACCGCCACCAUCGUCACGGUCACGAACGAGCUUCAAGGCCUCGGCCCCUUCCGCGUCACCCCAUUCGAAUGCCGCAACCACGAUCGCGUCGGCAACGACGCCGGCCACACCAGUCACGGACCCUGGUCUUCCGUCACUGUCAAACCCAUUCAAGCUGCUGUUUCAAGCGUCGAACGAAGUCGAGCAGCAAACAAUGUUCUCGGUUGCCAACUCACCAGCAUCGCGUGCCCAGCAGGCCUCUUCGACGUCGAUGGCGCAAGCGGUCGAGGCGAGCGACUUGGCGCGAUGGCGAACCUUGUUCUCUGCUGGGCUCUACCAGCCUCGGUACGAGCCCGUGGCUGACUAUAGCCCGGUCACCGUUGGCAUCGUGACGCAGAGCCAAGCCAGCACUCUCUUUUGCGCCUUUCGUGACAAGAUCGAUACCCUUCUCGACCCGGACCUGCACACCUUUGACUAUGUCUCUCGACACCCCUUUCUUUCGACGACAAUCUACCUCAUCGCAGCGAGGAUGGAGGCGGCCGAGGAGCUCAUUACACAGAGCGAUGCGCUCAGUGAGGACCUCGAGAACCACCUCUUUCAUGGCAUAAUGCCGGCCAUCAUCCGCAAAGGCUUUCGGUCUACGGAGAUCGUUUUGGGCCUUUGCCUGAACUCGUGCUUCUUUACCUCCGACCAGUACAUCUACGACGACCGCUCUUGGCAGCUCAUUGGCCAGGCAAUUCGCAUCGCCACGGAGCUCGAUCUCAACUCGCGCAUCAUCAGCAAAGCCAUUGGCUCAGUCGAUGAGCGGGUCCAGCGCCACUACCGGGCACAGGAAAGAACAUGGGUCAAUGUUUGGCUUGCAGAGAGAUCGCUGGCGCUGGGGGCAGGUCGACGGCCCUGUCUGACGACAGAGGGCGUGAUUGAAGACCUCGUGGAUUGGCACAAGAGCCCGCUCAAGAUCAAGGGCGACACCGCCAUGGUGGCCCACGUCAACUUGAGGAGGCUCUACUGGAGUUGUCGAAGCAUGUUCAACCGGUUGUCGGCCAAGCAGCCACCGCCUAAUCAAGGCCUCUGCAGAGAGGACCUCGACUUCUUCCUGGCCAAGGUCGAGGAUGAGCUCAAGGCUUGGUACGACAGCUGGAACGAUGCCAAGACAGACAUGGACCGCACCCACCGUCUCAAGCUCUACUGUUCCCACGUCAAGGUCUUGCUCUUCUCUAUGCCUCUCCAGAGCAGCUCUGGCGACAUUCGCACCGUCUCACCAGCCAUCUGCGGCCUAUACGAAGCCACGCUCAGCUAUCUCACACAACUGAAUACGGCCGACGUCAACAAACUCCGCUUUAGCCACAAUUCCAUCUUCAUGAUUGGGACCUAUGUCGCAGUCAUGGCCAUCAAGCUUACCUCGCUGCAUAAUCAAUUCGCAUGGAUCGACGUCGAGCGAUUGAUCAAGCAGGCUGAGGGUGUCGCCAUCCUCUUUAUGAAGGCCGGCUACCGCAAGUCCAAAAGUCGAAGGAAAGCAGUAGCGUGCCACUUCGGUGCCUAUCUCGAAUGGCUGCUCCGACGAUAUGGCAUGCGGGAGCACCUUCACGCCCUCGCUCGGUAUCGCGAGCUGCAUGAUCAGGAGAUGUAUGCUCAGCAUGAACCUUCGACCUUGACGGAAGACUCCCAGCAACGGCAGCAGCAGAUGUCCCCGCAAGCCGAGGCAGGAAAGCACAAUCCUUACUUCGACGUGGGAGAGGGCGAUGCUCGGCGAGGCGCUAUUCCAUCAGCGGAACAAGCUGCUGCCGCCACUGUAGCCUCCAACCAAGAUGCGCCCUUCCUCCUCUCGCCUUCGUCUGUCUUUUUUGGAUUGAGUCCGAACUACCAAAGCAGCGCAUCGUCAGCUUCGGCUUCGGCGCCUAAUACCACAAACAACGGGACGCGUUCAGCCACAUCUUCUGCUGCCUCUUCAUUCCUGUCGGACAGCUCUUUCAGUGCCGGCUCUCCCUGCGCUCCAGUCACGGCAGCCGGCUUCACCAAUGGGCAGAAUUACAGCGAAGUGUGGGGCGACCAGGUGGCCUUUUCGGCUGAUUUUGACGUCUUGUCCUGGGCCCAACGCUUUCUCUCUGAAGGCUCGUCGUGA